CCUCCGGGGCAGGUGUAAUGUGCUUUUUGGGGCCAUUGGGCCUCUUCAGUCUUAUGCCAAUGUUUGGGCUUAAAACAUAUUGAGAAAGCCCGGUAUGAUCGGGAUCAGCCACCAUCCAAACGACGUCGUGGCUAGAAUUAGUAUCACAGUCCAAACUCGACAGUUGACGUGGCAGCUUAGAUUCCCGCCACCGCGGCUCUCUAGAAGCAGCGAGCACAAUCCAGAUGGCCAUGGGCUUCACGCCUUCGCCCAACUCAGGAGCGCUCUCACUACUUCCUCUCUUCCUCUUUGUUCAUUUGCAGAAUUGCAGGGAAUUGAAAGGAACAACUACCCCUUAAUAAGACAGAUCGAGUGAUCGACAUGGCUGGCGGCGCGGGGAAGGUGGCACACGCUGCUUACAAGGGACCAAGCAUAGUCAAAGAGAUCAUCUACGGCAUCUCCUUAGGGCUGGCUGCUGGAGGGCUGUGGAAGAUGCACCACUGGAAUAACCAGAGGCGGACCAGGGAGUUCUACGAUCUCCUGGAGAAAGGUGUGAUCAGCGUUGUUGUCGAAGAUGAAUGAGUAGGCUGGCUAGAUGGUUGAUAGUCUUAUUAGUUAUUAGGGGUCCCGUUUGCAAGCCCAAUAAAUGGAUGUUGUGUUGGUUUGGAUUUGGUGCUUCGUUUGUUAGUUUUUGUACUUUGCAAGCUUAUUAAUGGCUGAAGAUGCGUGUAUUAGAGCAGAUUGAUGAACCCUGCUGUGCAGAGCUGGAGAACCAAGGCAGAGGGAAGACGAAGGUUGAAGAAGAGUAAUACGCAGCCGUUUGUUCAAUCCGAUGCCGUUUCCAUUGUCUCCGUUACUAGCUAGCCGUUAAGUGUUGGACGGUUGUUUGUUGCCACGUGUUAGGCACAGUAAUAUUUAAAUUACAGUUUUAAACUUCAUUUCCGUUUUUACUGUAGUUGAUUUCUGUUGGUAUAAAAGGAAACAGAGAAG
Linum trigynum is the source of this 969-nucleotide messenger RNA. The record is from the annotation of a GenBank genome assembly. Lineage: Eukaryota; Viridiplantae; Streptophyta; Magnoliopsida; Malpighiales; Linaceae.